Messenger RNA from Phalaenopsis equestris, 840 nucleotides. Its product is annotated as cytochrome c-like. Gene Ontology annotation, cellular component: mitochondrial intermembrane space. The record is from RefSeq and is a predicted model, not a curated record. Gene Ontology annotation, molecular function: heme binding; electron transfer activity. Lineage: Eukaryota; Viridiplantae; Streptophyta; Magnoliopsida; Asparagales; Orchidaceae. The transcript is spliced from 3 exons. Bases 123 to 464 code for a protein of 113 amino acids. Gene Ontology annotation, biological process: mitochondrial electron transport, ubiquinol to cytochrome c; mitochondrial electron transport, cytochrome c to oxygen.
GGUAUAUAUUUGAACCAACAAACCUGUACCAGGUUUGUGCGAAAAGAAUCUAUCUUCAAUCUAGAUUCAGGGGAGAGGUCGCGUGGAAGGAAGACGCCCUUUUGAAACGUCGAGCUAUAUUAAUGGCGUCGUUCUCGGAAGCCCCGCCAGGAGAUCGGAAAGCUGGAGAGAAGAUCUUCAAGACAAAGUGCGCGCAGUGCCACACGCCGGAGAAAGGUGCAGGACACAAGCAAGGUCCUAAUUUGAAUGGCUUGUUUGGAAGGCAAUCUGGUACUACUAGUGGAUAUUCCUACUCCACAGCAAACAAAAAUAUGGCUGUAAUUUGGGAAGAGUCUACUUUAUAUGACUAUUUGCUUAAUCCUAAGAAGUACAUCCCUGGCACAAAGAUGGUGUUCCCUGGUCUGAAGAAGCCGCAGGAACGUGCAGACCUUAUUGCUUAUCUCAAGGAAGCUACCAAUUCUUGAACUCUAGAAAGAAUGAGAUAUAUUCCUCAACAUGAUUUUUUUUUUUACAAUGCUAAUAAUAAGAACACACUAAACGCUCCUGUUAGCAUUGGAGCUGUAACUUUUUUGUCCAUUUCCCAUUCAGUAGCAAUUUGUGACAUGCUAAGUUAUAUUUUGAUGCUACACAUUUUUUUUUAAAAUUUUUGCUAAGUUGUGACGCCGAGCUGUUGGAGAAAAUAUCACGUCUGGUCAACCGGAUGUGCGGCUGAGGGCAUGAAUCGCACAACAGCGUGCGUAGGGUUACAUGGUGCAAUCUACUCUAUCGUCUGUACGUUAGUCAUCCGGACCUAAUAUUUUCUCUAGUUCUUGGCCCUAUUAUUGCUAUAACUUUUUUUUU